CCAACGACCAACUUCUUUUAUUACUUUCUACAAUGGAGUCGUUUCGUCUUAUUUAGAGAAUUGCAAGAGAGUAGACCGGUUUCACGAAUCUGCCGAGUGUCUCCCGACUUAUCCGCGCACGAUCGCCUCACGGUUUUACAUAAAUCCGGUAUCGAAUUGGAAUCGACUGAUCUUUGCGGAUCCAGCCGAUCGUCGCGCUGUUCGCUCGAAAUCGAAAUCUGGAACGGGGCCCGUGGAUUUGCAACAUUUCGAUGAUAAUGCGAGUAGCCGAGCGGGAUCGAUGGCUCGUCGAUCGGUCGGGAUAAUCGACGUUUUAAACGUAUUAACGUAAGUCGCGUACCGCCAGCUACCGGCGGACUAGGCAGAGUCGAAGCUGGAGAGGGGCACGUAGAUAGCACGUUACUCGUUCCUCGUUCUAUGCAGCUCGUUUGUCGUUCACCGGUAGUUGACGAUCGCGCACCAAGUCGUCGCUUUGGCCUGCGAAGGACGCGCGCGUCGAUCAAUCGUCCUCUCCACGACCGUCGACUGCACGAUAGCUCGCGAAUGUCAGCCGAUUCCGCGGUAUCGUGAACUUCCUCUCGUCAUGGGACAGUCUGCUGGCCGAUGAAUGGUGAACGAUGACAGUUUUGGCCCCUGGGGCCGAAUCAUCAUCAUCGUGGUGACAGCGUUGGCCAUCGUCGUCGUCUUGCUCGUGAUCGUCUGUUUCUUCACGCCGAGAUGUCCUGGGUACAAAUGCAUCAGGAAAAGAAAGAGAGAAGCAAAAAGUGUGCCGUUGCGUGUCAAGAGCAAGCAGAACGAAAACGUGAAAUUGAACGAUGUCAGCUACAGGUCAUGGAGAUUGGGCAGCCUCUACGAAGGCAGCAGCAAUGGUACGAUCAACGAGAACGCCAGCCCGACCGAAGGGAAUUCCUGGAAUUCCAGCAACGCUCAGUUCGCUUGCGCCGAUGCCUCGUCCACCCUGAACCUGGUGCAAAAAGAUAAGCAGAAGACGGAGAAGAAACAAAAGGAAUUCCCGACGGAAUUGACGAUAAGCUUGCAGUACCUGCCGCCCUGCGACGAGACCAUUACCGGCAAGCUCGUUAUCGGUGUCGAGGCGUUAUCCGGUCUCCCGCCGAAACAGUACAACUGCACCCUGGAGCCGUACGUGUCUCUGGCCAUCACCAAGCAAUCCUGGAGCACCAGGAAGCGUCGAAAGUUGCACAGCUUCCGGACCAGGGGCAUCAGACACACCGCCAGCCCCAUUUUCAAGGAGACGUUCGUGGUUGCCAACGUGAAACCGCACGAAGUUAAGGAAUGGAUUCUCGACUUCGCUGCUCACGAUCACGAUAGACAUGCUAAUGACACCGAGCUGUGCAGCUUCAAGGUGACGCUGAAGGAAGUGAAGCACGUUCUACAGAGCCCGGAAAUUCACAUGUUCAAUUUCAAAAUGAAACCCUCGAAUCUGGAGUUUGGCAACGUUUUAUUAGGUAUAAGCUAUUUACCUACAGCGCAGAGACUGACUAUAAACGUAAUGAAAGUACGUGACGUCAAGUUUACACCAACGGUGUCGAGUUUAAGCAACUUUUGUUUUUAUGUCAAGAUAUUGAUGCUGAAUGGGAGGACGGGUCAGCGAAUGAAGAAGAAAAAGACCAGACUCGUCGCUGCCAACUCGCAGUCCGAGUUUAACGAAACUCUCACCUUCGACGUAUCGUACAAUCAAUUAGACAUAGUGCAAUAUCUCGUGGUGCUGUGCAACAGAGCUGUACCCGUCGACGUUGCUACGAAUAACACUGAGCAUCCCAGCGACAGCGAGGAUUCGGUGACGUCGGUUCAGAAGUCUAAAGACGUUUUCAUAGGUAAAGUCGCGCUUGGAAAGGGUGUCAGGGGGGCGACGGAAAGGCUGCACUGGUUCUCUGUACUCCAAAAUCCCAGGAAACUGGUCACCGUGUGGCACGUGUUGAAGUAACAAUUGCAAUUUCGUGAAAAUUUCGUGGAAGAGAACGGGGAUAUAAGGGGUGGAUAAUUCAACGUCAUUGCUCAAACUGUCUAUAGCAAUCUUCGAUAUUUGGCAAAUCGUGUCGCGUGUUUAUCUUCAAAUAAUGUUGAACAGAUCUGUGUUUUGUAGUACAUACAGUCAGAGUUUACACGACACCUGGUUAUUGCAUUAUAUUUUUUCGUAAACAUUCCACUUUGGUAGAAGGUAGAGAGCGAUAUUCACGACACGGUUAAAUAGUGCCAUACAGUAGACGGGUAAAGUCUUCGAGAGUACGUAUUCGCGUCGUGGAGGCUCCUCGCUCGAUUGGUUUAUUCGAAAGUACCUGUACUUUGAAUUUCCUCUUCCUCUUUCGUCGAGUAAAAAUUUCUUGCGCUCGAGAUCUCGGUCUGUUCCAAAACGUAUGAAUUUUCAGUGGAGAUCUAUUGUUCCUGCUAGAUAUAGCAUAUUUUGGGCAAUAACGUUAAAUUGUACAAUUAUACGUAUACGUGAAUAAAGAAUAUAUAUUUAUUUUAUAAUUUAAUUACAUUUGCGUAUAAAA
This is a messenger RNA of Eufriesea mexicana, 2513 nucleotides long. It is a transcript of the gene Syt20, whose product is annotated as synaptotagmin 20. The transcript has 10 exons. Gene Ontology annotation, cellular component: plasma membrane; exocytic vesicle. The coding region runs from base 608 to 1945 and encodes 445 amino acids. Gene Ontology annotation, biological process: calcium ion-regulated exocytosis of neurotransmitter; synaptic vesicle endocytosis. Gene Ontology annotation, molecular function: SNARE binding; calcium ion binding; clathrin binding. The record is from RefSeq and is a predicted model, not a curated record. NCBI's taxonomy places the organism in Eukaryota, Metazoa, Arthropoda, Insecta, Hymenoptera, Apidae.